Messenger RNA from Encephalitozoon romaleae SJ-2008, 315 nucleotides. RefSeq lists its product as hypothetical. The record is from RefSeq and is a predicted model, not a curated record. Lineage: Eukaryota; Fungi; Microsporidia; Unikaryonidae. The transcript has a single exon. Bases 1 to 315 code for a protein of 104 amino acids.
AUGGAGGAAUCUGAGGAGCUGAGGUACUUAAUGAGGCUUGUUCCUGAAUACAUGAGAAUCGGGGGAGAAGGAUACAUUCUGCAUAGGAUGAAUAGGGCUGUGAAUGAGGACAGUUGGGGUAAAGCGAUGUUCUGUGGAAGAUGUCUUCAUCUCUAUAUUCCUGUGGUGAAUAGUAGGAUAAGAUAUGAUGGAGUGUUGACUAUUGAAUGCCUUGGAUGUGGUGGGAAGUAUGUGUUCAACAGGACGUCCGGUGAGUUUUGGAAGGAUUCUUAUGAAGACAAGGAGGCGAAGACACUUGAAUACUAUUUUAGAUAG